Elephantulus edwardii (Cape elephant shrew) is the source of this 1062-nucleotide messenger RNA. RefSeq names its product WD repeat domain 53 (gene WDR53). The record is from RefSeq and is a predicted model, not a curated record. The transcript has 2 exons. Bases 1 to 1062 code for a protein of 353 amino acids. NCBI's taxonomy places the organism in Eukaryota, Metazoa, Chordata, Mammalia, Macroscelidea, Macroscelididae. Gene Ontology annotation, molecular function: protein binding.
AUGGCAGUCAAGUGGACUGAUGGACAUUCUUCUCCUAUUCUCUGUUUAAAUGCAAGUAAAGAAGGGCUAGUGGCUUCUGGAGCAGAAGGUGGCGAUCUCAUGGUUUGGAGUGAAGAUGGGACCCCAUUAGGACACCUAAGGUUCCAAGGGACUGAUGACGUUGCCAGUGUCUUAUUUUCCAACACCUGUCCCACCAAGCUAUAUGCCUCACAUGGAGAGACCGUUAGCGUACUGGAUGUCAGGUCACUCAAAGACUCCUUGGACCAUUUCCAUGUAAACGAAGAAGAAAUAAAUUGUCUUUCAUUGAAUGAAACAGAAAACCUGCUGGCUUCUGCUGAUGACUCUGGCACAAUCAAAAUCCUGGACUUGGAAAAUAAGAAAGUUAGCAGAUCCUUAAAGAGACAUUCCAAUAUUUGUUCUGCUGUAGCUUUUCGGCCUCACAGACCUCAGAGCCUGGUAUCUUGCGGGCUGGAUAUACAGGUGAUGCUGUGGAGCCUUCAGAAAGCCCGACCACUCUGGAUUACUAAUUUACAGAAGGAUGAAUCCGAAGACCUGGAUGGCCCACAGUCACCUGGCCAGCUUUUAAAUCCUGCUCUCGUCCACUCUGUGUCAGUGGCAUCAUGUGGCAAUAUUUUUAGUUGUGGUGCUGAAGAUGGGAGAGUUCGAAUUUUUAGGGUGAUGGGAGUUAAAUGUGAACAGGAAUUGAGAUUUAAGGGUCACACAUUGGGUAUAUCCCAGGUUAACUUUCUUCCAGAAUCAUACUUGCUGCUUACUGGAGGGAAUGAUGGGAAGGUAAUGUUAUGGGAUGUGAGCAGUGACAUAGAGAAAAAACACAAGAGUGCCACAAAACAUACCCAUAAAAGGAAAAUGAAGAGAGCCAAGCAGGAUGGGAAGACUGGUGCUUCAGUAACAGAGAAAAAGGAACAUGGCCGCAUUUUGCCAAAACUGACUAUUGAGCAUGGUGAAAAAGUGAACUGGCUCCUGGUUACAAAAAUAAAGGGAUGCCAAAGCAUAUUAGUAGCUGAUCAGACUAAUUGUAUAUCUGUCUAUCCUUUAAAUUAA